AUGUCGGUGCCCCAUUUACGAUAUACACUUUCAUCUAGAUACAUUGGUGCUUUGUGUAGCACCGAGGUGGGUAGUUCUUCACAUGACCCGUCGACCGCUGAGGCUCAACCUCAUAUACCACUAGCUUCUGGAUUGUUUGAUGGUGCAUCACAUGUACGCCUUCACCCAUCAGUUACUUUGGCUGCACAUGACACACCAUAUGACUUGACUACAACCACUUUUCUUGUUCGUGAUAGUGAACCUCUACGUACCACAGAGCACGGUCGUAUGGAGGGUGGAGACACUGAUACUGCACACACACAUGAUGGUGCAUCUCAAGACCACGUGCAACAAGAUGAUUCAUCUCAGCCACCUUCAUGUGGAGUGAAGAGGACUGCAGAUGAGAUGCACAAGAGUUCUUAGAUUAUAUAUUUUAGAUCAUGUCAUGUUAUUUUAUUAUGGACUUUUUAUGAUGACACUUGUUAUGUUAUCCUAGGACUUGUUAUUAUGUUAUUUGGACUUGUUUUAAUGUCAUUUCCUUGUU
Cryptomeria japonica (Japanese cedar) is the source of this 523-nucleotide messenger RNA. RefSeq lists its product as uncharacterized. The transcript has 5 exons. The record is from RefSeq and is a predicted model, not a curated record. NCBI's taxonomy places the organism in Eukaryota, Viridiplantae, Streptophyta, Pinopsida, Cupressales, Cupressaceae. The coding region runs from base 1 to 402 and encodes 133 amino acids.